Diorhabda carinulata is the source of this 1254-nucleotide messenger RNA. It is a transcript of the gene Ada, whose product is annotated as adenosine deaminase-like protein. The record is from RefSeq and is a predicted model, not a curated record. Lineage: Eukaryota; Metazoa; Arthropoda; Insecta; Coleoptera; Chrysomelidae. The transcript is spliced from 6 exons. Gene Ontology annotation, molecular function: adenosine deaminase activity. Gene Ontology annotation, biological process: inosine biosynthetic process; adenosine catabolic process. The coding region runs from base 196 to 1245 and encodes 349 amino acids.
AUAUUAGUCUCCUAAGGAUACCUAUUUUUUACUUAAUGGUCAGCUCGUAAAGACUAAUAUUUCACACAAGUACAUUGUUCGAACUAGUGAAGUGAGUGAUGAAGAACUGUUAAAUAAUGUUGCAAUAAGUUGAUACUAUACUACUUGAGUAAACGACCAUUACAUAUAAAAUAAGAAGAAGAGCUAAAGUGGAAAAUGUCAUCUAACAACUCUAGUAAUUUAUGUAGAAUUCUACCUAAAGUAGAACUUCACGCUCACCUCAACGGUUCAUUGAACCCUGAAAUUUUAAAAGAUCUCAGUUGUAAUGAUAACGCGAUAUCGGAAUACCAAAAAUUUUCCAACAUCACAGAUAAAACUACUUGUACUUUGGAUGAAUGUUUUAAAUUGUUCGAUAUCGCAUAUCAAGCUACCAAAACUAAAGAAAAUGUCUACUUAGCUACUAAGAGUGUUAUAAAAGAUUUCGAUACAGAAAACACUGUUUAUUUAGAAUUAAGAACUACUCCAAGAAAAGAACAAAAUAUGACUAAAGAGGAAUACGUCGAAGCAGUAAUAAGAGCUAUUGAAGAUUGUAAAGAUAUAUGUAAUGUCUUAGUUAAAUUGAUUUUAUCAAUAAAUAGGCGACACGAUAAACUUGAUUCUAAGGAUACUUUAAAUGUUUUUAUUAAAAUGAAAAAUAAAUAUCCAGAUAUUAUUAAAGGUGUAGAUUUGAGUGGAGAUCCGAGAGCGGGUAUAUUCGAUGAAGAGUUGUUUGAAAAGGUUCGAAAACAUGAUCUAAAGACAGCCAUACAUUGCGCGGAAGUUAAAAAUGAUGAGGAAGUUGGGAAAAUAUUAGAUUUCCAACCGGAUAGAAUAGGACAUGCUAUAUUCCUACAUCCCGCCUAUGGAGGCUCAAAGAUUAAUUGGGAUAAAUAUUGUGAGAAAAAAAUUCCAGUUGAAUGUUGUUUGACAUCGAAUGUGAUAACUACGAGUAUGGGAGGGUAUCAAAAUCAUCAUUUGAGGGAAUGGAUUGAUUCAAAUCUUCCAUUUUCCAUUAAUACUGAUGAUAGAGGGGUGUUUGGUACAACUUUAUCGAAAGAGUAUGAAUAUGCUUUGAAUCAUUUCAAAUUAACGCCAUUGCAGUUAUGGGAUAUUAGUUUUAAUGCAAUGGAACAUUCUUUUGCAACUGAGAUUGAAAAAAGUAUAAUUCAAAAGGGAUUAAUCGAAUGGAAAGUUCAAAAUUUGGAAAAAUUUAAUUUAAUAAAUUGAAGAAAUACA